GAGAGAGAGAGAGAGAGAGAGAGAGAGAGAGAGGGAGAAGGCAAAGCCUGCGUGGCUUUGAAACAACUCCAGCAGACAGUGAGGAGGCUCUACUAAGAGAAGAAGCAAGAGGAGCUCUGUGGGAAGAUGUGAGGAGCUGCUGGCAGGGUGCAAAUCUGAGGAGGAGACACAGCAGAGCUUGAAGCCACUUUGCUGAAUCCUUCUCCAUCAGUGAGUCUGAGGACAGAGGAAACUCCUGUGAUGUCUUGGUUGUCACCCGUGUCCUGGGCCAAAUGGACAUGGACGGCGGUGAGAGGUGGCGAGGGAGAGGAGGAUGAAAACAGACAGGAGGAGAGGGCGCAACGUGGAGAGACAUGGGAGGAAGAGGAGGCGAGAUCUCAAGGCUGCAGCUCUGACUCAGAGGGUCAUUUUGACACUCCAGAAGCUGCGACUCCGGUCCACACCCCUGUGACUGUGCCAGAGCUGGAGAACAACAACACUGAUGCAGUCAAAACAGAUGUGGAGCAAGAUGACCACCUGAUGGUUAGCUCUGUGGCUGGUGAUCAAGACAUUGUGCUCAACUUCAACAUGGGUCAGGAUGAACCUGUGGUGCCACCAGGUGGCUCACUGGAAGUUAACCUGCAGAACCUCGAAGCAGAACAAACACAGGACCUCCUAGAAGCUUUGGACUCUGUCCCUUUUCCACAUUCAUUCUUACAACAGGAGCAAUCUGACAUGGAUAAAUGCACGACUUCAGUCUCUGACACAUCCCAAACACCACACACCAUUCUAGUUUCAGAUCUUGUCCCAGGUUUGGAUGCAGAUUGUGCUUCAAUCCUAGAUCCAUACAUAAGCAGUGAGCCUGCAUCCACCUUAUGUCAGGACCUCAUUGAGAAGAAACCUGUUGAAGUUCCAGAAUCAGUGUGGAACGGCAUCCCUGACCAGACCGAGCCAACUCACAAGGCUAAAACCGGUAAAUCUAAGCCUCCAAUACUCAAGAUGCAGACUUCACAGGAUGAGAUUCUACAAGUACAUGAGGAAUCAGAACUUUUCCUUCCCAAAGCCAGGUACAACUUUGACCCCGAGGAGCUGGAUGAUUUUAACCCCUUCACUAGUGGCGGAUCCAAAAUUCAGAACUCUCCCCCACCGCGUGGACUUAACUCUCUUCCCAGGUUUGAUUCAGUUGGUAGCUCACUACCUGUCUUUGAGUCCAGCUCCACAGGUCAAGCUGAAAUACAGUCUAUGGAGUCGACUUCAGAAAUGAAGCCAAUGAUGUUGGAGUUUGGACUUGAUGAGGGGACGAUCACCAAGCCACCUCCAAGAAAACUGGGUGGAAAAAAGACAAUCAGCAAAACCACUUCCAAGAAGCAGAGGCUUAAAGGCUCAGAGGUUUCCUGUAAAACUGUGCCAGAACCAGAACCCACAGUACCAGCUCCGGUUCCUCAACACAUAUCAGAACCAGUUUCCAGUACUGUUACAGAAACUGCUCUGUCAAUCUCAGACUCUGCUGCACCCUUGAAUCUGGAUGAUGUUCCUCUUCCCAAAACAGGAACAUAUAACUUUGAUCCCAGUCAGUGGGACGACCCGAACUUCAAUCCUUUUGGGGGCAACAGCAAAGUGAGCAGCUCUCCGGUGCUCCCUAAGGGCUCGUACAGUUUCGACCCAGACAAUUUUGAUGAUUCUGUUGACCCUUUUAAACCUUCCAAAACCCUUAACAGUGAGGACACAUCUGGUAGCACCCCUCUGCCUGAGGAAAAAGUAAAGGACAGAAGCAAACAGAAACCAGUGCACCCAGCAGGGGAAAAGAAAGCAAGGCAAACGCCCAAGAAAGGCAAAGAGAGAACAAUCACGACAUCUGAUCAAGUCAAGCUUCUCUGUUUUCUUUUGAACUCCUGCAAAGUGCAGAAAUAUGAUGAAAGCCAGUCGUUGGUCCUGGACGUGUGUGCUCAGGAGGAGGAUGAGGUGAUGGUUCAGACGCCAGAGAUCACUCAGCGAGUUCAUCACGCCACUGACGAGGAGAAGUUGGCUUCUACUGGUUUUUUGAGCCAAACGGACAGCCAGGAGGAAAGUGGAGAGCUGGAAAACAAUAAAACAACAAAAAACCAGCCAGGCAGCAAUAAAUCUGUAGUGGAAGGUCCUGAGAGCAAGAUGGUAGAAAGUCUGAAGGAGGACGAUGUCUCCUGUCUGAAAAAUGAUGCAAAUGAAACAUGCGUGACCCCAACAGCAAAGACGGUGGACACUGAGGCCUCAGACUCAACAAGCACAUCUCUGAGUGAAAUGGACAAGGCCGCAGUGCUGACUCUGAUCAGAGAGGAGAUCAUUACUAAAGAGAUCGAGGCCAAUGAAUGGCAGAGAAAGUUCGAGGAGAGCAGAGCCGAAGUUUUAGAAAUGAAGAAAAUAGUUGCUGAAUAUGAAAAAACUGUUGCACAGCUGAUUGAGAAUGAGCAGCAGCAGAAGGCUCUAUCUUGCAACAAGACUGUCAGGCAGUUGACUUUGGAGAGAGAUCAGGCCCUGGCUGACCUCAACUCUGUGGAGCGCUCCUUCUCUGACCUCUUUAGGAGGUACGAGAACAUGAAGAGUGUACUGGAGGGCUUCAAGAAGAAUGAAGAUGUGCUGAAGAAGUGUGCACAGGAGUACCUAAUGAGGAUCAAGCAAGAGGAGCAGAGAUACCAAACCCUCAAGAUACAUGCUGAAGAAAAAUUGGACAAAGCGAAUGAGGAGAUCGCACAAGUACGUGCCAAAGCCAACGCUGAGAGCGUCGCACUAAACGCCAGUCUGAGGAAGGAGCAAAUGAAGGUGGAGUCUCUCGAAAGAGCUGUCCUUCAAAAGAAUCAAGAGAUCGAGGAGCUCACCAAGAUCUGUGAUGAACUGAUCGCAAAACUUGGACCAGAAUGAACAGUUGUCAAACCCAUGAACACUUCUUCGUUAUCAGAGGUGUGUUUCCUGUAGUAGUCCUGUAGAGUUCUUCGCUGUAAGGCAGGGGUGGACCUGCAGAAAGAAACAUUCAUGGGGUGGCAA
Thalassophryne amazonica is the source of this 2997-nucleotide messenger RNA. RefSeq names its product transforming, acidic coiled-coil containing protein 1 (gene tacc1). NCBI's taxonomy places the organism in Eukaryota, Metazoa, Chordata, Actinopteri, Batrachoidiformes, Batrachoididae. Gene Ontology annotation, biological process: cerebral cortex development; mitotic spindle organization; cell population proliferation. The record is from RefSeq and is a predicted model, not a curated record. The coding region runs from base 241 to 2874 and encodes 877 amino acids. Gene Ontology annotation, cellular component: cytoplasm. The transcript has 14 exons.